Dromaius novaehollandiae (emu) is the source of this 1780-nucleotide messenger RNA. It is a transcript of the gene STPG1, whose product is annotated as sperm tail PG-rich repeat containing 1. The record is from RefSeq and is a predicted model, not a curated record. Bases 470 to 1528 code for a protein of 352 amino acids. The transcript has 10 exons. Lineage: Eukaryota; Metazoa; Chordata; Aves; Casuariiformes; Dromaiidae.
GCCGCCGCCAUGAGAGGUAGCGCCGUUCCCGGCAUGCACCGCUGCCCGCCAGGGGGGCGGGUCGGUGCGGGAGGUGCCCUGGCGGGAGCCCGGCGUCAAGGGCCUGCUGCUGUCCGCGGCCUGGCAAAGGCAAAGGCGCCAGGCCCGCCCUGGCCCCUGUUCCGCCACCUCUAGGGCCCCACGUCCUCUGGCGGGCGCCAUUUCUGCCUCUAGGUGCGCGAACGGGCUUCAGCGAAGCCCUUCUCCCUCUCCAGAACACGCCGCGGCGGCAGCAGUCGCCUCCCUCAUCCCCUUCGCCCCUCAGGCUCCCCUCGCUGAAGGGUGGACGCCCCUGGCACCGGUCCUGCCACCCUGAACACCGAGUCUGGCCGAACUGCAAAGGUCCAUGGAAUCGCUCCUGGAGAAAAGAAAGAAGCAGAAUGGCGAUGCUGCACAGAUGCUGCAUUUGAUGUAGCCAUAGCUCUGUAACAUGGGUACCUGCUGUAAGAGCCUCUUCUCUGAUGCUCUUGGACACUCGGAAAGAAAAGAAGGUUUCAAGGUUUCCUCCGGUCCUUAUAAAUACCAUUCAAAUGUAGUCUUUAACUCAGAAAAAAAGGGAUUUAAUUCUCAAUCAAAGAGAUUUCAGUAUAACCGGAAUGAAACCCCAGGCCCAGGAGUCUAUAAUGUCACUCAUCAGUCUGCAGAGAGCAACAGCACCUCGUUGUCUCAGAAAGGAACUGGAUACUUUCCUUCCCUGGUUGCACGCAUUGCAUGCAGCAAAAUCGCCAACUAUCCAGCUGCAAAUGCCUAUAGGAUCCCGUCAUGUUUUCAAUCCAAGCAAGACUUCAGCAUGGGAAACUCUAGCAUGUUUCAACAACCCAUUGCUAGGAAGAUUGAGAAAGUUCCCACGCCAGCACCUGGUCAAUACCACGUAAAGUCAAUUCAAAGGUAUUCACAAGCCCUUUUCCUAAAACAGACCUCUGUGGAUUUCUGCAAGCAAAGCAACAAUGUUUCUGCCCAUGCCCUGUUUGUGUCCAAAACCACAAGAGGAUUAAAUGUGGAAAAAAUUGGAAAAUGGCCUUCUCCACAUAAUGCCACUGUUGUGGCCUUGUUCGAUCGCUACAAAAUCAAUGAUUCCUCCAUCAAGGUGUCUCCCAAGAGUGUAACAUCUUGCUUCAAAUCAAGGGCCUCCCAUCUAACAAAGAUGGGCAGAUUCAUUACAGAGCCUGCGACCUAUCAGCCACAUAAACCUACGAAGGAAGCAAAGAAAACUCCUUUCAGGCAGAAAUUCUGCUUGACUCUCUCUGCUCCAGCCAUCCCACCCUCUAAAGACCCUCCUCUGCCUGGGCCUGGGCAGUAUGACCUCGUGGACUGCAAAGGGUCUCCAAAGCGGGACUGCUCGAGUGCUGCGUUUGUGUCAAAUACAGGGCGAUGGACAGGCAGAGGAUCACAGGAAGGUUUCCCUGGGCCAGGUGCUUAUUCACCCAGAACACUCGAGAAGGAUUCCUUCAUCUACAGUUACGAUAGCAAGUGGGUCCCAGUGCUGUGAGCAGGAGAACCCAGACACCAGAGCGAAGUUCCACGGACGAGACGUCUUUCAAACUCUGCAAAGCACACGCUGCCUCGCAGUAAGUGGUCCUGUCUGCAGCCUGUCAGGGUUGGCCGCCUGAUCGUUCAGAGCUCGUAGCGGGAUUCAGAACACACUGUAUAUUGGAAGAUGAUCAUUAGCUGAAGUUGACUUGAGAGCUUCCGGUUUAACUGAUGGUGAAUAAUUAAUACAAUUAAUGAAAGUUGCAAAAUA